AACACGCACUAUGAUAACUGUCAUAACUUCUGCCUGUCAUUGGAACACUUUAGCUAUGAACUUCAAAUUGCUUACAUAUUGACAGCCCAGCCAAUCCGCUUGAUGCCCAUUUCCUGACCCAGUGGCUGCCACAAUGGCUACGCGCAGCACCCGAAGUGCUGGAGCGCCCGUGGUCACGUUGGCAGAGAUGCUAGGGCCGGGCGUGGCAUUCGGCAGCGUAGUCAGCGUGUACGCAGUCAUCGCGAGUGGCAGCUCCGUUAUGGGGUCAACAGCUGGCGGCAAAGAUGUGUUCGUGUUCUUACAACUGCGCGACCCCACGCUGCCCUGGAAGAAGCAAAACUCCGAGGAACCGCCAGUCGAGACUGUGACCUGCCAGGUCUACGCACCAGCCCCCCACCUGCUGCCGAGGCUGGAGGGGCGGCGAGAAUAUCCCGAGAUCCUGUGCCUGCACACUGUCAAGAAGCACAAGUUUGCGGGAAGUACACAGUUGCAAGUGCGCGUACGGCCCGCCAGGACGCCGCAGGAUGGGGACAUGUAUGCGGUGUACCCGUCACAAGUGGCGCCGGGGCAGGACCCGGCGCAACCCCUGAUGCAGUCGCAGGGCCGGGACACGCCCUUUCAGGUGGACAUGCAGCGGGUGGGCGCGCUCAGGGACUGGCUGGGGAAGGGCAUGUUGCCGGCGCAGCUGCCAGUGCCAGUCGCCGCGGCACAGGCACAGCCAGCGCCAGCCGGUGGUGCGGCAGCGGGCGCCGUCGCCCGAGGCGGCGGCUCACCGGUGCUGAUGCGGCUGAGUGCCAUGUUACCACCCGUGUCUGAUUUCAUCACGGGCCGGAUGCUGCCCGGACCCAUACGGCCAGUGGACGUCAACUGCCGGGUGCUCGCAGUAGACUUCAGCCGCUACCCGGACCACUACGUGCUGCACGUUUGGGACGGCACCGACACCGCCCCAGUGCCCCCCAGCUACAGCUCCGAACCCACGCCGCCAGCGGACAGCGCAGCUGCCGUUGCAGCAGGAGGGGGCGCGGCAGCGGGCGGGGGGGCUGCACAGGGGCCGCGGCGCUCGCAGCGCAAGCGGGAGCGCGACGCCGACACCGGCGAGGAGGCUGACCAGCGGCCGCAAGGCCACGCUGCCGGUGGUGCGGAGGUGGUGUCGGCGGAGGAGGGGCAGCAGGAGGACGCGGACGCUGAGUUUGGCCCGUGCGUGCCGCCCGACCGCUGCCGGCUGCUGAUGCCGCUGGCCUCCAUCGCACAGCUGGGCGACAGCGGCAGCGGCGGCGGUGCCGGGGGAGGAGCAGGGGCCGGCUGGGAGGUCCUGUCCGCUGCACUGCAGCCGGACGAGAUGCCCAUCGCUGGCAGCGCGGUGCCGGUGGUGCUGCCAGCGGAGUUGUUUACCCUGGAGUCGCCCGCGCCGGCUGGGGCAGGCGGAAAAGGUGCGGCGCCUGCCCGCGCAGCCGGCGCAGCCGGUGCAGCCGGUGCGGCGGCAGCCGGGCCGGGGACAGGACCGGGUGGCGCUCGGGAGAGGUCUGCGCUGCCGCGACCCGGUGACUACAUCAAGCUGAAGAAUGUGGUGCCGAGAUACGUGCAGGGCCAGUUGCAGCUGGUGUUCACGGCGGGCAGUCAUUACGUGCUGCGGACCGCCAAGGACAUGCAGAAGGGCCUGUCGGAGUACAGGGACCGCAUACGGGAGCGGAUCCACCUGUUUGCACCCCCGAAUCCAGAGGAGUUGCUCGCACGGGCGUACCCGAGCUCAUGGCGGUCGCUGCCUGUGAAGACGCUGCGGCAGGUGCUUCUGCAGCAGGCCACGUGUGACGUGUCGCCGGCGCGCGUGCUGGCCCGCGUCAUGGCGGUGCUGAGGCCCGGCCUGCCGCCGGCGGGGGCGCCGCUGCGGCCGGCGGACGAGGCGGGGCUGCGCCGGGCGGUCAUGGCGGGCGGGCUGUUCCAGCUGCAUGCGGACGUGGCGCCUGGCAGCGCUCUGGACACCAGUGGCAACGGUUCCUCCUACGGCCUGGCGCUACUGCUGCAGGACGCGACAGCCACGCUGCGGGCGGUGGCGGUGGGCAGCGCUGCAAACCUGCUGCUCUGGCACAUCCCGCCGCCUGCGCCCACGGCCGGCGGAGCCGGCGCAGCGACCAUGCCGGCCAUCGAGGGCGUGCCUACGCAGCAGCAGCAGCAACAACAAGGGCUGCGCCAGCAGUCGCUUGAGAAGGAUGAGCCACCCACGCCCACGGCCUCGGUAGUUGAAGGCGGCGUGCGCACGCGCGCUCGCGCCAAGGACCAGCCGCAGCCGCCGGCCAUGUCGCAGGCGCAGGUCGGGGACAAAACCCGGAAAGGCCGGAGCCGGAAGUCGCAGGCGGAUCAGGGCGCGUCGCCUGUGUCCAAAUCACAGCAGCAGAAAUCUAAGCAAGGGCAGCAGGAGCGGCAGGGGCAGCCGAAGGCGGGUGCGGCCUGGUGGGGACCGCUGCAAGACGACUCAGAACGGCUGAAGCGGCUGGCGGAUGAGCUGCACUGCCUGGCCAACCAGGACGUGGCGCUGGGAACCUGGAUCGAGUGUGUGCUGCGGCCCAUGUACCGCAGCCGAUCCAACCCGUGGCAGUCGGCCGUGUACAGCAUCGAGCACACGGCGCUGAUGGGCACGCCCGCGGCAAAGGCGGCGCUGGAGGCGGGCGCGGCGCCGCCGCCGGCGCUGGAUAAGUAGGCGCUGGCAGUGGAGGCGGGAACGGAGUGGGGGGAGUCAGGCGAUUGCUAGGAUGUCCGUGUGGUUUGCAACACGAGCUUGAGACCGGCACUGCCUUUCCGGAAUAAAACGGGCUGCGUGUGCUAAUGAUUGCAUGAGCGGUUGCACAUUGGUGGAUGAGUGAACGGCGUGACCUCUCUGCGGGCCGCGCCCACUGUCAGGAGAGGGAAGCCGGAUGGUGGCCGUGCCAUCAGUCCAGCGCAAGCACUGAUGCGAGCAUCUUAUGUGUGCAAAUACUCAGUACUAAUUAUAACCCGACGUGACAAUUUGCGAGGUUCGUUUGUCGACGUGACAUUUUGCUUGCGCAGGCAAACAUGGCUCUUGCCGCAGAGGCUGCCACGAUUGGUAGAACGAUUCCGGUCUGGAGGAGUAAACUGCUUAAGAGCUUAGCACAGAACAAGCGGCUCGCGAACUCGCGCUAUGUGCAAUUGGCGACGGUUCGCCCAGACAAUCGGCCCGCGAACCGGACAGUCGUCUUCCGUGGGUUCCUCAGCGACGAUGAUGACUCGCUGACAUUUGUAACCGACAGCCGAUCGCGGAAGGUGGGG
Messenger RNA from Chlamydomonas reinhardtii, 3282 nucleotides. RefSeq lists its product as uncharacterized. Gene Ontology annotation, biological process: regulation of telomere maintenance via telomerase; telomere capping. The record is from RefSeq and is a predicted model, not a curated record. The transcript has 13 exons. Gene Ontology annotation, molecular function: G-rich strand telomeric DNA binding; telomerase inhibitor activity. The coding region runs from base 134 to 2695 and encodes 853 amino acids. Gene Ontology annotation, cellular component: nuclear telomere cap complex. Lineage: Eukaryota; Viridiplantae; Chlorophyta; Chlorophyceae; Chlamydomonadales; Chlamydomonadaceae.